AGAUUCAAAGCAACCCUUGUUGCGGCGAUCGACACGUGAAAAGCGGCCCAACAGCUUGUACCAACCGAGUGUGUGGACCCAGUAGAAUUGGGCUGGGCCACAGUGAGGGAGAGAGGUCCAUAGCUCAUCGCUAUAAGAGACCGGCAGGGAAGAGAACGAAUCAAACAUUGUAGAAACAAAUAUUCGGAAAUCAAUUCAAAUCUCUCCCUGUUCUAUUGCUGCCUCUACCUGUUCUUAGCUGUUCUUCCCCAAACUCUCAAUUCUCUCCCUAAAUCCUCAAUUUCUUCCCUUGUUGUGGCACAAAUUCUUCAGAGACGUAACAAUUUGGUAUCAGAGCAAUCAUCCUGGAGAAGCCACGCUAUACAUCUAGGUUGCAAUUGCAAGUGGAGGCGAUGGAAAAGCAGAAUCUGGACUUCGGCAAAAUCCUCGGCGACAUCCAGGAAUCCCUCGCAUCGCUCAACACCAAGCAGGCGGAGACACAAGCAGCCGUGGUGAAGUUGGAUGCGGGAGUGAGUGGAUGGAGACCUCAAGUGGAAUCAGCAAUUCAGGGGUUGCGCGAGGAAGUCAGCGAACUUCGUCAGUAACUCGACCUCGUCGGCAAAUCUCAGCAAUCUGCACCGGCUGCGUCUUCCCCUUGAGUCCCAUCGACGGGUGAGGAAAGGAAGGCGCCGCUGCUGCCGACUCCAUCGGAGGCGAAGGCGGCGCGGCUUCCGACGCCGCCGACUUCCACCCAACUCGCCGCAGCCGAAGGAGGAAGCAAAUGGGCUGCAGGCCACCACGUUCAGAUGAAUUUCCGGGGAAGGACACCGGUGGUCAGUUCGACUCAGGGUCCAGCCCCGGGCAAGGGUACGAUUGAUUUCACCCCGAAUUUUACUUCUAAAUUUGAUGGGGGAGGUUGGGAGUCUGGGGAAUUUGAUUCUGAGCAUGGUGAUAGACAGUACAAUCAUCGGGUGCCUAAGUUAGACUUCCCAAAAUUUGAUGGUUCAGACUCUCAGGAGUGGAGGAUGAAGUGUGAGCACUAUUUUGAUGUUAACAAUACUUUCCCGGGGUUAUGGGUGAGGAUAGCAACCAUUUACUUCCUAGGACGAGCAGCAUCUUGGUUGAGAUCUUCUAGAGCUCAUUUGAGAUUUCCAAUGUGGGAAGAUUUUUGUGCUGCUGUUUCUGCAAAAUUUGAUAGGGAUCAACAUGAGAAUUUGAUUAGGCAAAUGGAUAGCAUAAAACAGAAUGGUACAGUUUGGGAGUUUUAUGAACGCUUUGAUGAAUUGAUGAAUCAACUGUUAGUUUAUGACCCAACUCUUAGCUCAAAGUACUUGACUCAUAGAUUUACUAAAGGGUUAAGGAGGGAGAUUAGAAAUGCAGUUUUGUUACAACGUCCCAAGGACCUCGAGUCUGCCCUUGCUGUUGCCUUGUUGCAGGAAGAAGUGAUGGAAAAUUCUCCACCUACCACUGUCAGAGAGUUUAAGAAAUCAGAUGGAAGCUCUUCUCUGAAGAUUAAUGGAAAAGGGGCUUGGCCAUUACCAUUACCACCAGGAAAAGGAGGGGGAGUGCCUGUCAGUAAUCGUGCAGAUGAGAGACGCAGUUCAGAUACUGUUCGCAGUCCGACAAGCCUAACUGAAAAAGUGUCUGCUCUGAAAUCUUAUCGGCGAGCUCAAGGGUUGUGUUAUGUCUGUGCUGAGAAGUGGUCUCCAAAUCAUAAGUGUGCUUCAUCAGUGCAAUUGAAUGUGGUACAAGAGUUACUAUGUCUGUUCUUAGAAGAAGACAGUCAUGUUGAAUCAGAGAAUGCUGGACAGAAUGGUUCUUUGACUAGGGAACUUAUGGCCAUUUCCUUACAAGCAGUACAAGGGACUGAACCAGAUGGAACCAUGCGAAUGUUGGGGCAAUUACAGGGUAAGGAGUUAUUGGUUUUAGUGGAUUCCGGCAGUUCUGUCAGCUUCAUUAGUUCACAGAUAGCUGAAGGAUUGACAGGAAUACAGCCUCUCUCUAGAAGGUUGUCAGUCCGAGUGGCGAAUGGAGAGACAUUGUGUUGUGGAGCAAUUAUUCCAAACUGUGAAUGGCAAGUGCAGGGUCAUAAAUUUCAGACAACUCUAAGGGUUUUACCUAUAACCAGCUAUGACAUGAUCUUGGGAAUGGAUUGGCUAAUGAAACACAGUCCAAUGUCAGUGGAUUGGUCUCUGAAAACUAUCACUUUAAGCUUGCAGGGAACUACCGUCACACUGCAAGGGGUGCAUUCAGAAUUGGCUCAUUGCAAAAUUCUUUCGGCAAAUGAAAUGCAACAGUUCCAACAACGCAAGGCUGUGGCACAUAUGGUUCAACUUUGUUCAAUCACGGAUGAUGUUGAGCCUGAGACCAUUCCAGUUCCUGUACAGGAACUAAUGCAGGAGUUUACUACAGUUUUUGCUGAACCAAAAGGGUUACCUCCCACAAGACCCUUUGAUCACUCUAUACCAUUGCUACCUGGGGCACAACCGAUCAAUGUGAGACCAUAUCGUUACACACCGGCACAAAAAGGAUGAAAUAGAAGCUCAGGUCACUGAAAUGUUGCAAAAUGGCAUCAUACAACACAACACUAGUCCCUUUGCCUCUCCAGUCUUACUAGUGAAGAAGAAAGACGGAUCUUGGCAUUUUUGUGUGGAUUACAGACACCUAAACGCCAUCACAGUGAAGAACAAAUGCCCUUUGCCAAUAAUUGAUGAGUUGUUGGAUGAACUGUCAGGUGCACAAUGGUUUACAAAGUUAGAUUUACGCGCUGUAUAUCAUCAAAUCAGAAUGAAAGUAGAGGAUGAGCAUAAGACUGCCUUCCGUACUCACCAUGGGCACUUCGAGUUUAGAGUGCUACCGUUCGGACUGACCAGUGCACCAGCAACAUUUCAGGGAAUAAUGAAUAGCAUCCUGUCAACAUUACUUCGACGUUGUGUGUUGGUUUUUGUCGAUGACAUAUUGAUCUACAGCAGAACUCUAGAAGAUCAUAUCCAUCAUCUUCGGGCAGUUUUUCAGAUUCUGAACAAACAUGGUUUGAAGGUUAAACAGAGUAAAUGCUCAUUUGCCCAACAAAAGUUAUCGUACUUGGGGCAUAGCAUUGGUCCAAAUGGAGUGGCCACAGAAACUGACAAAAUUGCAGCAGUUAGAGAUUGGCCUACACCGCAAUCGGUCAAGGAGUUGCGCAGUUUUCUGGGCUUGGCAGGGUACUACCGCAAAUUUGUCAAGAAUUUCGGCAUCAUCAGUAAGCCUCUUACUAAUCUUUUGCGUAAAGGUCAGUUGUUUGCUUGGACCUCAAUGACUAAUGAAGCUUUCCUCACCCUUAAGCACACACUUGUGUCGGCACCGGUCCUUGCACUGCCAGAUUUCUCUAUUCCUUUUGUGGUUGAAACUGAUGCAUCGGAUAAGGGAAUAGGUGCAGUUUUAAUGCAAAGAAAUCAUCCUGUGGCUUUCCUUAGUAAGGCGUUGGGUCCUCGACAUUUGGGAUUGUCCACUUAUGAGAAGGAAAGUUUGGCAAUUAUGCUAGCAAUCGAUCAUUGGAGACCGUACUUGCAACAUGCCGAGUUUUCAAUUCGUACUGACCACCGCAGCUUGGCUUUCUUAGAUGAACAGCGUCUCACUACACCUUGGCAACACAAAGCACUCACCAAACUGCUUGGUCUUCAGUACAAAAUUCUCUAUAAGAAAGGUUCUGAAAAUAGUGCAGCUGAUGCCUUGUCUCGGUAUCCUGAUAAAGAAACUGUGGUGCUGUCAGCUCUCUCAGUUUGUAUUCCAGAAUGGACUCAAGAAGUGAUUGAAGGCUAUGCCCAGGACUCUGACUCUCUUAGUAAGGUUCAAACCUUAUGUAUCAAUAAUUCUGCAAUCCCAGAUUUCACUUUGAAAAAUGGUCUUCUCUAUUUUAAGGAUAAAAUGUGGAUAGGAAAUAAUCCUAUUGUCCAGCGAAAGAUUUUAGCAAACUUGCAUACAGCUGCCAUUGGGGGACAUUCUGGCAUUACUAUGACUUAUCAAAGGAUUAAACAGUUAUUUGCUUGGAUUGGUCUGCGAUCUGAUGUAGUGAAGUUCAUUCAACAUUGUACCAUAUGUCAACAGGCCAAAGGAGAGCAUGUGAAGUAUCCUGGGAUGUUGCAGCCAUUACCGGUUCCAGAGCAAUCUUGGCAAAUUGUCUCUUUAGACUUCAUUGAAGGUUUGCCUCGGUCUUCUACCUUUAAUUGCAUCUUGGUAGUGGUGGAUAAAUUCUCGAAGUAUGCACACUUUGUGGCUUUGGCACACCCAUUUACAACUUUGGAGGUUGCUGAGGCAUAUAUGCAACACAUUCAUCGAUUACAUGGAUUGCCUGAGGCUAUCAUCUCUGAUCAGGACCGUAUCUUCACUAGUAACCUGUGGACUACUUUGUUCAGACUUGCAGGCACUCAGUUGAGAAUGAGUUCCUCUUACCAUCCACAAUCCGAUAGGCAAACUGAAAGGAUGAAUCAGUGUCUCAAAACCUUUUUGAGAUGCUUUGUGCAUGCUAGUCCUUCACAAUGGAGCCGUUGGUUAGCCCUCGCGGAAUAUUGGUAUAAUACAUCUUUCCACUCUUCGCUGGGUACUACUCCAUUUGAAGUUCUUUAUGGUCAUAAACCUCGUUAUUUUGGGUUGACGGCCUCUGCUGCAUGUUCUGCACCGGAAUUAUCAGAUUGGCUUCAUGAGAGAGACAAGAUGCAGACUCUUAUUCGUGAGCAUUUACUAAGAGCACAAAUGCGCAUGAAGCAUCAGGCGGAUACCAAGCAUUCCGAGCGUUCGUUUGCUGUUGGUGACUGGGUAUAUAUGAAACUCCAACCUUUUGUGCAGCAGUCUGUGGUCACUUGCACCAAUAGGAAGUUGUCAUUUCGUUUCUAUGGACCAUUCCAGGUGCUUGCUAAGGUGGGAUCAGUGGCCUACCGUCUUGAUCUACCCCCUUCCUGUCUUAUUCAUCCGGUGAUUCAUGUCUCACAACUCAAUAAGGCAGUAGCUCCAUCAGAUCAAGUUCAUUCCAAAUUGCCAAUCCUGGAUGAUGCAGAUGCUGUUACUCCUGUUCCUCAGCAGGUGAUAGAUCGUCGAUCUGUGCAUAAAGGUGCUAAGAUGGUGGAGCAGGUUCUAAUCCGAUGGUCAGGUCCAGACUCUGCUGUGGUGACAUGGGAAAAUCUACAAGAACUACAACAACGUUUUCCUCAGACAAAAGCUUGGGAACAAGCUUCGUUUCAAGGAAGGGGGAAUGUCAUGGCAUGCACUACUUCAGGACCAUCUCAGGAAGGCGAAGAGCAAGGCGGGAGACAAGAUUCAAAGCAACCCUUGUUGCGGCGAUCGACACGUGAAAAGCGGCCCAACAGCUUGUACCAACCGAGUGUGUGGACCUAGUAGAAUUGGGCUGGGCCACAGUGAGGGAGAGAGGUCCAUAGCUCAUCGCUAUAAGAGACCGGCAGGGAAGAGAACGAAUCGAACAUUGUAGAAACAAAUAUUUGGAAAUCAAUUCAAAUCUCUCCCUGUUC
Oryza sativa Japonica Group (Japanese rice) is the source of this 5480-nucleotide messenger RNA. RefSeq lists its product as uncharacterized. NCBI's taxonomy places the organism in Eukaryota, Viridiplantae, Streptophyta, Magnoliopsida, Poales, Poaceae. Gene Ontology annotation, molecular function: aspartic-type endopeptidase activity. The record is from RefSeq and is a predicted model, not a curated record. Gene Ontology annotation, biological process: proteolysis.